AUGAGUAAAAUCAAAGUUGUGAUAUUCUUGCACUAGGCUAUUCCUGUGCCUAAAUCUUUUGCACCCUAUGCACCAAUUUUAUUCCAACUUGAAAUAUUCGAAUAAAUAACUAAUUAAAUAAAUAUGAAGGAGAAAGGAUGUGUCAAAAUUGUGAUAUUCUUGCAAUUGGCUAUUCCUGUGCCUAAAUCUUUUGUACCCACAUCACAAAUUUUAUUCCCACUUGAAACAUAAGAAAAAAUAAAGAAUUAAAUAAAUAUGGAAGAGAAAGGAUGGUAAAAACUAUGGAUUUCGUUAGUAUUUUAGUUGUGUUGCGAUGAUGUCAAAGUUGUGAUAUUCUUGCACUAGGUUAUUCCUGUGCUUAAAUAUUUUGUACCCUCUUCACCAAUUUUAUUCCCACUUGAAAUAUAUGUGAUCAGUAAAGUCAAAGUUGUGAUAUUCUUGCAAUAGGCUAUUCCUGUGCCUAAAUCUUUUGCACCCUCUGCACCAAUAUUAUUAUCACUUGAAAUAUAAGAAUAAAUAAUUAAUUAAAUAAAUAUGGACGAAAAAGGAUGCAUUAAAGUUGUGAUAUUCUUGCACUAGGUUAUUCCUAUACUUAAAUCUUUUGCACCCUCAGCACCAAUAUUAUUCCAACUUGAAAUAUAUGAAUAAAUAAAGAAAUAAAUAAAUAUAAAAGAAAGGAUUGUAAAAAACUAUAGCUUUCAUAGAAUCAAAGUUGUGAUGUUCUUACACUAGGCUAUUCCUGUGCCUAAAUCUUUUGCACCCACUUCACCAAUUUUAUUCCCGCUUGAAAUAUACGAAUAAAUAACAAAUUAAAUAAAUAUGGAGGUGAAAGGAUGGUAAAAAACUAUGGCUUUCGUUAGUAUUUUAGUUAUAUUGUGA
This is a messenger RNA of Tetrahymena thermophila SB210, 879 nucleotides long. RefSeq lists its product as hypothetical. The transcript is spliced from 7 exons. The record is from RefSeq and is a predicted model, not a curated record. Lineage: Eukaryota; Ciliophora; Oligohymenophorea; Hymenostomatida; Tetrahymenidae.